GUCCGAGCCUGAGGAACCACAUUGUUUGAAACACGCGCUCCACCGGCAAAGAGUGUGCAGCUGACCGCUGUUCAGCUUUCGUACAUAGAACACGCAAUCCAGCCCUUUGUUCUACCGCCCACCACGUUUCUCCCUCGUGUUCCGCUCCGCGUUGUUUACCGACCGCCAUCGCUCCUGCCCCAGCUCCGUGCAGCUCUACAGCGACACAAGAGCUGGCUCAGUCUCCUACCCAAAGGCGGUGUCGCCUCACAGGUUGACAGGAUGUCAGGUCCUGCAGAGGGCAAGCAGGGCUUCCUCGCCGGCCUCUCGCCGUGGGGUUCGCGUGCAGCUACGCCGAAGCCUCCGCCAACACCAACGACCGUCGAGACAGACAGGACAAAAGGAAAGGAGAAGGAGCAAGAAACCAGCACCGGUGCACCUGGUACACAACGGGGUGGAGAUCAUGUCGUAGAUCGAAGGCACCGCCUGAGCCUGAAACGGUACCCCCGAGACUGCCCUUCGCUUGCGGUGAGGUGGUUUCACGCUGUGGAUCUCCCUAAAAGGAAACCAUUUUCAGAGCAUGCCAUCACGCCCGACAAGCCCCUUCCAAAGCCCAAGAAAUGGAUUCCCUUCAGCAAAAGCGACUCUCGCGCCAUCGAGACGGCCUUCCAGAAGACAUUCGACGAAGUUGGGGCUAUGGAACAGAGGAAAGAUGUUCUCAGUCCCGUGACGCCGGUGCAGGCGUCCAAAGAACCUCCGAAAACCACAAAGGUCCCCGUAAACGAAGACUAUCUCUUCGAUGUUGAGAUCGAGACCCGCGAGUUGGCACCCUCUUACUGGCUGGGUCCGGUCUAUGAUGUCAAACGAGGGACUUGGUUCACCACCAGUGGCGAGCCUGUUGACGAAGGCCUUGCCAUGCAGCUUGAGGAGGGCUACCUCAAAUGUAAGCCAUGGCGACUUGCCAAAUCGGAGGAGAAGAGGCCUGCCUCUCAGCCUCGUGCACGACCUGUGUCGCUCGGUGCAGGCGUCAGUGACGACUAUCGGAAGGAGCUCGGCCGACUCAACCGCGAUUCGACCUCAAACCCCGUCACUCCGAGAGGAUCUUUCGACAAUCUCCGUGGUGAAGUGGCUAAACAACAAGAUGACUUGAGCUCUGGCGAGAAAGCAGUAACGCCAAAUGCAUCUGCUGAGACCCCACGAACGCACAGACUCUUCGGCGCUCAUAUGAACUCGACGGUGACUUUCCAGGAUGAGGCAACUGCAUGGCUACUGACUGACGAUAUGUGGGCACGCAUGGGAAGUACUCUCUAUCAGCGCUUCGCUGGUGGAGCCCACUAUGCCGGCUACAAAUACGUUCGUGGUUAUACAGAUCCGGACGAGAAGAAGAAGUCGGCGGCUGCUGCCAAGGAUCCUAAAGGCAAGAAAGAGGGAGAGCGACCCUCCACGCCAUCACAGCAUCUGGCCUAUGGGUCUGAUAACGAGAAGCCCACUAACACUGGCUCUGGAGGCGGCUCUGACGCCGAGACCACGGAUAACGAGGGAGUAGAGUCGCCACAGGAGUCAAGACGACGUACCCUGGAGAGGCAGGUCUCGUCUUUAAUGACUUCAUCUCAGCCUGAUUACCAGGAGAAGCAAGAAGAGGAGGCGCGCAAGCGAGAGGAGAAGGAGAUGCGUGAAGAUUACAAAACACAAGACAAGCAAGAACAAGGCCGCGAGAUCGAACAUCUACUGCUGGUAACGCAUGGUAUAGGGCAACGUCUGGGUAUGCGCAUGGAGUCUAUCAACUUCAUCCAUGAUGUCAACACCAUGCGAAAAUCGUUCAAAUCUGUGUAUGCUAAUUCACCGGAUUUGCAGGCACUUAAUUCAGAGGUAGACUCCGAAACGAAGAAUAGUCGCAUUCAGGUUGUUCCCAUUGUCUGGCGUCACCUUCUUGACUUUCCCAAGCAGAGUCUCAGGCACAACCGCAAGGAGCACGACUUGGGUGAUCUUGACCACGAAGACCACGAGUUCCCAAGCCUUGAGGAUAUCACAGUCGACGGUGUACCUGCGGUGCGAAACUUCUUGACGGACCUUGCUCUGGAUAUCCUGCUGUACCAGAGUCCAGCGUACAAGGGCCACAUCUCUCGCAUCGUGGUGGCGGAGCUCAAUCGUAUCUACCGUCUGUUCAAGGACCGUAACCCCUCAUUCAAGGGCAGGGUUAGCUUAGUUGGCCACUCAUUGGGUUCGGCUAUCAUGUUUGACAUUCUCUGCAUCCAGCGUGAUGCUGCCAAAACCCGGACCGGAAAACAACGUCGCCUCACCGAGGAAGGACUGAAGCUCGAUUUUGAAGUUGAGGACUUCUACGCCCUGGGCUCACCAAUUGGACUCUUCCAGAUGCUGAAGGGUCGGACAAUCGCUGCUCGACCGGCCUCGGCAUUUGUUCCCCCAGAGACACCUGCGACCCCUCUAGACGACCCCUUCUCUCGCACGGCAGCCGAGCGCGACCAUACAUUCGAUAUCACAACCUCAGCUCCACUUUGCAAACAGACUUUCAACAUAUUCCACCCUUCCGAUCCAAUCAGCUACCGUAUCGAGCCAUUGAUUUCACCCGCCAUGGCCGGGUUGAAAGCGCAACCACUUCCCUACACUAAGAAGGGGAUCUUUGGCGCUCCAGCUUCACAAGGACUCACCGGAAUCGGCGCGCGUGUAGGACAAGGUGUCACGGAUUUCUGGUCAAGCAUCGGCUCAGGUAUCGCGUCUGGACUGCUAAACCGCAGUCUCGGCAUCAGUGGUACGGAACUUGGAGAUGGCGGUUCAGGUCAGCGCUCUUCGCGACCUCUCUCCGCUGCCCCAAGCACUGCGACCGUCCCAGGAACCAAUGAGCCAGUGUCUGCAUUCAUAUCUGAGGAGCGCAGGCGACGUCUCGGAAAUGAACAGAUCACCACAGGCGAAGAUGGCGAACACCCUCCUACGCUUAUUGAAUCUGAGAUCGAGACCUUGUAUUCUGGUUUCGAGAAGGGACGCCAGAGCAGCAGAGCCGAAGACAUAGAUAAGGUGGAGAAAGAUCUCGAGUGGCAGGAGCUGGAAGAGCGAAGCAGAAAAUUGAAAAAAGAGGAGCAGAAAGUAAGGGCGCUCAACAGCAACGGAAGAGUGGAUUAUAGCAUUCAGGAGGGCGCCUUCGACAUCUCUCUUCUCGCUAGCAUUGCAAGCCAUCUUGCAUACUGGGCCGAUGAGGACGUUUCUCACUUCAUGAUCUCACAGCUUCUAGCAAGACACCGCGUCUUCAAAGAGAAGCACGCCAGCGGGCAAUAGAGCUGAUACUAUUUGACACAAUAUGGCAUGGCGCGGCGUUCUGAAGUUUGAUAGAUACUAUACCCUGACAGAUUAUCAAUAUAGACAUUUCUGCUCUUCCG
Molecule: messenger RNA, 3371 nt
Organism: Didymella exigua CBS 183.55
Lineage: Eukaryota; Fungi; Ascomycota; Dothideomycetes; Pleosporales; Didymellaceae
Product: DDHD-domain-containing protein
Exons: 3
Coding region: 262-3270 (1002 amino acids)
Cellular component (GO): cytoplasm
Molecular function (GO): metal ion binding; glycerophospholipase activity
Source: RefSeq, a predicted model, not a curated record